AUGGGUACGGGAAAGAAAGAAGCCAACCGUAAGGUGCGGCAGGGGAAGGUCGGAGAUGGCAUGGGGAACGUGAAGGUCAAGGGCGAAAACUUUUACAGAGAUGCGAAGAAGGUGAAGAGGCUCAACAUCCUCAAGGAGGGUAAGGCCCAGCGUGACGCCGCCGGAAAUAUCACCAAGGCCGCCGCGUUCCAAUCCUCCGAAGCCCCUGUUGCUCGGAUCGAACCUAACCGGAAAUGGUUUUCGAACACCCGAGUGAUCUCCCAGGAGGCGUUGGCCUCCUUCCGUGAGGCGGUCGCGGAGCGCGCCAAGGACCCGUACCAGGUCCUCUUGAAGACCAACAAGCUACCCAUGAGCCUGAUCCGUGACGGGGAAGGUGUGAAUGGGCUGAAGCAGCACGCUGCCAAGAUGGCUAUUGAGACGUCACCUUUCAGCGAUACCUUUGGGCCCAAGGCCCAGCGAAAGCGGGUGAAGCUGGGUGUCGCGUCGCUGGAAGACCUCGCAGGCGAGACAGCUAAGAUGCAUGAUGACUUUCUUGAGAAGGGUGACAUCGAUACCCACGCCGAUGGCAGUGCUGCUGUCGCAGGUGAUGUUGCCGCAUUGGAAGAUACUUCCCUAGGCGAGGUGGCCACUGCUCGUGAAUCCGUCUUCUCCAAGGGCCAGAGCAAGCGUAUCUGGAAUGAGCUGUACAAGGUCAUCGAUUCGUCUGAUGUUGUCAUUCAUGUCCUUGAUGCCCGUGAUCCGGAGGGAACUCGGUGCCGAAGUAUCGAGAAGUAUAUCCGGGAGGAAGCUCCUCACAAGCAUCUCAUCUUCGUGCUGAACAAGCAACUCCCACGACCUCGUCGUAUAUACACCAUGGGAGUUCCCUGUUACAGCUUUGGUAGAUUGACGCUUGCCCGCGCCGACCUUCUUUCUGAAGCUGCGUGGGUACGACAUCUCUCCAAAGAUCAUCCUACUUUGGCCUUCCAUGCUUCCAUCAACAAUUCCUUCGGUAAAGGCUCUCUCAUUCAGCUGCUUAGACAGUUCUCGUCUUUGCAUUCUGACCGGAAGCAAAUCUCCGUUGGAUUUAUCGGUUAUCCCAACACGGGUAAAUCGUCUAUUAUCAACACCCUCCGUAAGAAGAAGGUGUGCAACGUCGCUCCCAUUCCGGGCGAGACCAAGGUCUGGCAGUACAUCACUUUGAUGAAGCGGAUCUACCUAAUUGAUUGCCCUGGUGUGGUCCCGCCGAACCAAAAUGACACUCCUGAAGAUAUCCUUCUCCGUGGUGUCGUUCGUAUCGAGAACGUCGACAACCCAGAACAGUACAUCCCCGCCGUGUUGAAGCGCGUCCAACCGAAACAUCUCGAACGUACCUAUGGUGUCAAGGGCGGCUCCGAAGACCCUAUCGAGUUUUUGAGUGUCCUCGCCCGUAAAGGUGGCAGACUUCUCCGUGGAGGAGAACCUGACCUUGAUGGUGUUGCCAAGAUGGUCAUCAACGAUUUUCUUCGUGGAAAGGUUCCUUGGUUCACCCCUCCGCCUUACACCCCUGGCGAGGAUGGAGAGAAGAUCGAGGGCCGUGAGGGCAGACUUGGCGAGAUGAGUAAGAAGCGCAAGCUCGCAGAGACCGAGCCCGAGGAUGCUCCCAGCAAGUCUGAAGCUGAGGACGAGUUCGAGGGCUUCGGCGAAAGUGACGAUGAGGACGACAACGACUCUAUUGCCAACCUUGAGGUCAGCGAUGUGGAGAGUGGUGAGGAAGAUUGA
This is a messenger RNA of Aspergillus terreus NIH2624, 1737 nucleotides long. RefSeq names its product putative GTPase NOG2. Gene Ontology annotation, cellular component: nucleolus. The record is from RefSeq and is a predicted model, not a curated record. Gene Ontology annotation, molecular function: GTP binding. NCBI's taxonomy places the organism in Eukaryota, Fungi, Ascomycota, Eurotiomycetes, Eurotiales, Aspergillaceae. Bases 1 to 1737 code for a protein of 578 amino acids. The transcript has 4 exons.